This is a messenger RNA of Triplophysa dalaica, 2744 nucleotides long. RefSeq names its product MAF1 homolog, negative regulator of RNA polymerase III a (gene maf1a). Lineage: Eukaryota; Metazoa; Chordata; Actinopteri; Cypriniformes; Nemacheilidae. The record is from RefSeq and is a predicted model, not a curated record. The coding region runs from base 598 to 1335 and encodes 245 amino acids. Gene Ontology annotation, cellular component: nucleus. Gene Ontology annotation, biological process: negative regulation of transcription by RNA polymerase III. The transcript is spliced from 7 exons. Gene Ontology annotation, molecular function: RNA polymerase III core binding.
UCUCACGUAAAAACAGGAAGGACACAACUGCGCAUUACUGCGUCUGGAAACUGCAAAACAAAACGCUCAGCUCUUGUUUUUGUUAUUCUCCUACACAAAUAUACAACCAUACACCGAGGAUUGAGGCUUUUAUAAGCCUUGGAAUUCUCUCCAAGUUCUGAUUCAAUAGCUGGGAUGCAUAAUUUCCCUUUGAAUUUUAGCUUGUUUAAUGGCAGGUAUUGGAAAUUUCACAGUAAAAAGGAAGAUAUAUUUAUUAGACAUAGAAGUGCAUUAAGCAACCGGAGAAGAUUAUUUACGCGAUCGUAAAACUCUUCGAGAGGAGCUUGUGUUUAACGUUACAUUGUUUGGAAAUAGCGCGCCAUUUGAUCUCGAUAUUGAGUGGAGGUGUUAAACGAGUUUCUGUUGGACAAAUCGAAGUAAACGCUAUUGAACUUAUAUUGGCAACCAGCUACGUGGUAAUAAUUUUCCUUUACAUCUCAUAUUCGCAAAACUAACAUUGGUUUGGUUUUAUUAUCGUUUGUUUAUUAUAAAGUUUGACACCUAGCGGUAGCAAAGCCUUAUUGCAGUUCUGUCUUAACCAAAAUAUUUGAAAAAACCAUGAAGCUCCUGGAGAACUCAAGUUUUGAGGCCGUAAAUAGUCACCUUACAAUUGAGACGGGUGACUGCAAGAUUAUUGGACGAAUUGAAAGUUAUUCCUGUAAAAUGGCAGGCGAUGAUAAGCAGAUGUUUAAGCAGUUUUGUCAGGAGGGACAGCCGCACGUCCUGGAAGCCUUGUCUCCUCCGCAGAGCUCUGGAAUCAGUCCCAACAAAUUGAGUCAGAGUUUGGAUGAGGGUGAAGGUCCGCUGUCAGACAAGUGCAGCAGAAAGACCCUUUUCUACCUGAUCGCAACGCUCAAUGAGUCCUUCCGGCCGGACUAUGACUUCAGUCGCACCAAAGGACAUGAUUUCAGCAAAGAGCCCAGUGUUAACUGGGUGGUUAACGCUGUAAACAGCAGUUUGUCUCCUGCUGCCGGUGAGGCCUAUAGUCACCUGCAGCCUCAGUUAUGGGAAGCUUUAGACAACGAGAUCUGCCUUGCUGAAUGCGACAUAUACAGUUACAAUCCAGACCUGGAUUCAGAUCCUUAUGGGGAAGAAGGCAACAUGUGGUCUUUCAAUUACUUCUUUUAUAACAAAAGACUGAAGAGGAUUGUGUUUUUUACAUGUCGUUCUGUCAGUCUUUUCAUGGCUCCACGAGAUUCUGGUAUCGGCACCGAACUUGAUCUGGAGCUGGAUGAGGGCAGCUAUGAGGAAGAGGAGAACAUGGAUGAGGAGAGGUAUGGUGCUCUGUGUGCCUGAUAAUGGGAUCCCUCAGUCCUGUCCCCUGAAGCCAGCAUCUUCUUGCCUGAGUUUUAAUCCCUAUUAUUUUCAUCUGCUGUGUUUAUUUUUAUAUUGUUGUUUUUUGUUAGAAAUGAGAGAUUUGUACUACUCAUUGCACUUUAACUAUUACUGUUUAUCACAUAGCUAUUUUGUGUGUACUUCACAAAAAGAUUCAUUAGGACUUUCCAAUGACAUUUUCUGCGCUGGCCUAUGAGGAAACAAAACUGAUGUGAUAUUUUUUAAAUCUCUAAUUUUUUUAAAUGCAGUUUGAAGUACAGAGUCUAGUUUCUAUCUCUUUCCCUUCUUUUUCAAGCUUCAUAAAAGGCACACAUAAAAGUAUUUCCACUAGGUGGCACCUUUCAACAUUUCAUUAUUCUGCCAUGUUUCAGGAUUUUACUUUUCACAGAUGUGUUCAGUAAAGAGGCAUUUGAAGUAUAAACGGGAAAGGAAAUUAAGGGAGAUACGUUUCAUAGUUCACAUAUAUACAUUUGAUUUAUUGAAUUUUCAUUGAUAUCCGCUCACCUCACAGCCACACUUAAUACUCAUUUUAAACAGAGACAAUUUCAAUGCAAAGUAUAGAAAGACUUGAAACAAAACAUGUUUAAGGUAUAAACAGCAAAGAUUAACUGAGAGAAAGUUAGUUGGACUUGCUACAAUCUGUUAUUGUAGAUUAGCUCCCUAUUUUAAGUUUUGUCCCAAAAAUAUUAAGAAAAGUGACGGGUAAGUUAGUCAAUUUUAUCUUUAUGGACAUGGUGGAGCUAUUUUUUAAGUUUUGUAUGGUCUUUAUCGUUGUAACUGGUUUUUAUUUCCAUUGUCAUUGAUUUUAUUUGUGAUCUGUAUAAAGUGAAGUAAACAUUGUAACUGCUUUCUUUCACUAAGACCUGUUUGUGUCAUUGGAUCAUUGUCUAAAAUCAUAUUUUGUUGCCUCUGUCACAAAGUUCGGCUGAAGAUAUUUGAAGUGAUUGAAUUAUCUAGAAAUAAGGUUUUACAUUCCCGAAGUACAUUUUGUUACAAAAAUGUCAGAAAUCUCCUGUCACGCUAAACAUCGCCAUAUGUGAAAGACUUGGUGAAAUUACUCUUAAUUCCUUGUGUUUUAGACUUGACUGAGAUGCAUCAAUGUUUGUCAUUUUUGACGCCUUUGUUUGUAGUAGAGUUGUGCAUGUAUCGGUAUAAGAACAGGAUAUGAGCGGAGAGACAUAAAAAGAAAGACGGUCUCUAGUGUUUUUUCUUUAAACCGAUUUCUACAUGGUUUCAUCACUAAAAGAUGCCAGUUGCGUAUUAAUUCUAUCAAUGCAUACACAUUUUCUUGGCAGCUUAAAUUCUUGAUCAUUUACAAAGCCUUUUCAUUAUUUUUCGAAAUGCUGUUAAAUAAACAUCUACUGACUUAA